This is a messenger RNA of Amoebophrya sp. A25, 4981 nucleotides long. Lineage: Eukaryota; Dinophyceae; Syndiniales; Amoebophryaceae. The record is from the annotation of a GenBank genome assembly.
AGGCUCAUCCCCCAACAAGCACCUCUUUCGGCGCCCACCACACAGUCUCGCUUUUCUCUGGUGUGAUAUCGUGAAAAGUAUGUUCUUGCACGGUUGAUGAUGACUAAGCGUCAGAGUGUUGUUUAAGACAUCUUCAUCUCUGUUGUAUAAAGAUCCGUUCUUGUUGUAGCGAGUAAGAAUAGAAGUCUACAAAGGACUCGUCAAGAUGGCGAACCUCACAUCGGAGUUUUCCCUGGCGACGAUGCCAGGACCUAAACUGGUCCCCAAUUUCGCGGUACAAACGCAAAGGAAACUUAUGGCAAGAACAAGUGUGCCUGUUACUACUAACUCCUGAUUUAGAGAGAGUAGCUGUAGCUUGUACUGCAAGUUGUACACUUAGUAACUAGGGAAGUUGCUCCUCUGGGCCCCACGUGGCAAAUGUAGUGGGCUAGGAAGUUCCUCCUUAUUGCAACAAGAUUCUUUUAGCUUCCUUGACUAUUUUGAAAACGAGAAAGAGAGAAGAAAAACACUCAAGCAGCCUGAGAGGCUCAAAGAGUUGCAACGUCGAACGCGAACGAGAAUAAGAGUGAGCGCUGUUCUUCGUCGCUGUUGCACUUUUUGAAGAUGUGGAAGCCUUUACGCGUGUACAGUAAAGCGGGCCCAUACCUGGCCCAGCCCGCCAGAGUAGCAAGCCAAGCCACGAACCCGAGAGGGCUCGCCGCUGCCGCUUCAGCCGCGAGCCCGAUUCGGCCCCGUCUUGCAUGCUUAGGACAACGCAGCCGCGCGAACCCGAGCCCGAGCCCGGCCUCGCGAGCGCGGCCCCUUGCGGGCCCGGCCCCGUGCCAGCCCAGCUCCGUGCGAGCCCGGCCUUGUGCGAGCCUGGGCCAUGAUGUGCCCCUCCUUGUGCGAGCCCAGCCGGCAUCGCCGGCUCCCUGCGAGCCCGAGCCGGCCCCGUGUGAGCCCAGCCCCGUGCGAGCCCAGCCAUGUGCGAGCCCAGCCCCGUGCCAGUUGAGGUGGGCCCCGUGCGAGCCUGUCCCCGCGCGAGCCUGGUCCCGCCGGCUCUUUGCGAGCCCAGCCGGCCCCGCGUGAGCCCAGCCCCGUCCCUUCGAGCCCAGCCCCGUGCGAGCUCAGCGGGCCCCCUGCGGGCCAAGUGGGUCCCCUGCGAGCGUGGUUCCAUGCGAGUCCAGCCGGCCCCGUGUGAGCCGAGCGGGCACCGCGGGAGCCAAACGGGCCGGCUUCGUGCAAGCCCGGCCCCGUGCAAGCUCAGCCGCGUGUGAGCCUGGUCCCGUGCAAGCCCAGCUGUGUGUGAGCCCGGGCAGGCUCGUUUGAGGCCUGCCCCGUGCGAGCCGGGCCCUGUAUGAGCCCGGCCCCGUGCGAGCUCGACGGGCCCUGUGCGAGUUCAGUGGCACCCGCGCGAGCCCAAGCCGGCCCCGGCGAGCCCAAGCCGGCCCCAGUGUGCCUGAGCCGGCUCCGGUGAGCUUGGGCCGGCCCCACCCAGCGAGCCCAAGCUGGUUCGGGUGAGCCUGAGCCGACCCCGGUGAACCCGAGCCGGCCCCGUCGAGCCUGAGCCUGCUCCGGCGAGCCAGAACCGGCGCCAGCGAGCCCGAGCCGGCCGGGCCCCGGCGAGCCCGAGCCGGCCGGGCCCCGGCGAGCCCGAGCCAGCCCCGGCGAGCCCGAGCCGGCCCCGGCGAGCCUGAGCCGGCCCCGGCGAGCCCGAGCCGGCCCCGGCGAGCCCGAACAGGCCCCGGCGAGCCCGAGCCGGGCCCGGCACGCUCGAGCCGGCCCCACCCCGGCGAGCCCGAGCCGGGCCCGGCACGCUCGAGCCGGCCCCACCCCGGCGAGCCCGAGCCGGCUCCGCUCCGACGAGCCCGAGCCGGCCCCGCUCCGACGAGCCCGAGCCGGCCCCGCCCCGGCGAGCCCGAGCCGGUCGCGAGCGGGUCGCGAGCGCACCCCCCGCGCGCGACGCGCGCGCGCAGCGAGCCCGCGCCGGCCCCGCCCCGGCGAGCCCGAGCCCGAGCCGGCCCCGGCGAGCCCGAGCCCGAGCUGGCCCCGGCGAGCCCGAGCCCGAGCCGGCCCCGGCGAGCCCGAGCCCGAGCUGGCCCCGGCGAGCCCGAGCCCGAGCAGGCCCCGGCGAGCCCGAGCCCGAGCCGGCCCCGGCGAGCCCGAGCCCGAGCCGGCCCCGGCGAGCCCGAGCCCGAGCCGGCCCCGGCGAGCCCGAGCCCGAGCCGGCCCCGGCGAGCCCGAGCCCGAGCCGGCCCCGGCGAGCCCGAGCCCGAGCCGGCCCCGGCGAGCCCGAGCCCGAGCCGGCCCCGGCGAGCCCGAGCCCGAGCCGGCCCCGGCGAGCCCGAGCCCGAGCCGGCCCCGGCGAGCCCGAGCCCGAGCCGGCCCCGGCGAGCCCGAGCCCGAGCCGGCCCCGGCGAGCCCGAGCCCGAGCCGGCCCCGGCGAGCCCGAGCCCGAGCCGGCCCCGGCGAGCCCGAGCCCGAGCCGGCCCCGGCGAGCCCGAGCCGGCCCCGGCGAGCCCGGUCGCGAGCGCACCCUCUCCGCGCGCGUAAACGCGCGCGGGCGCGCGCGCGCAUGUAACGCGCGCGCGCCUUGCUUCGCGCGUAACGCGUUAUAACGCGCGCGCGUUACAGUUUUCACACCUUACGCGCGCGCGCGCAUGAAGUAAGGCGCGCGUAACGCGCGCGCGCGUAACGCGUUAUAACGCGCGCGCGUAACGCGCGCGCGCGCGUAACCCGCGCGCGUAACGCGCGCGCGCGCGUUACAGUUUUCACACCUUAAAAAGAUGAAAAAUUAUAGCUUAAUAAUAGAUUGCUCUCUAAUUUUUUCCUCAUUGCUCUCUAAGGCAUUGACAAAACUUCCAAAGAAUUAGCCCACUCGUUGGAGCCGACGCAGAUCUUGUGCGAGUAAUGAAUGAGUGAACUACUGAUAGAGAGAGUAGCUGUACAGCUUGUACUGCAAGUUGUACACUUAGUAGUAGUAGUUGUCCACAACUUAGUAGUAGGAGUUGUGCACUUGUUAGAUGACAGCAAGUGAAUGUUUCGUCACUGUACCGAUAGAGAGAGAGAGUGAGUAGCCCCCCUAUUUGUAGUCGUGUAGGUAUUACAAAAUGACUUCAACAAGUUGUAGGUCAUUUACAACGCACCAGGACCAUUGCUAGAGUAAGUAUCUUAAGACCAGCAAGUAGGUAUCAUUUACAACGCACCAGGACCAUUGCUAGAGUAAGUAUCUUACUUCGUCUCAAAUGGGUCGGAGUCUACUUUUUAUGACGAACAUUGACUUUGUACUACACAUGGAAUUUGUCACCUCGUCUCUAAAGACCCAAUGAUCCAACUUCCAGUAUACUACGACGCCACAAAUCCGGAUGUCGUGGCUCAGGUUGAUAGGCAUGCUCGAGAUUACGAUCCGGAUAUAGCAGUGAAAGCAGUUAAACCAGGUAUUUAAGAUUCAUUUUUGGAGAAGAGUGUUCAUGUUGUUGAAGAUGCUUUCCUUUAUUAUCAUUCAAUCAGCGCAUGCUUCGGUUCUUUUUCCACUCACAUUGAUGGCGCAUCAUGCCUAUACGCUUACCUUGUCGCAGGUGAGCUAACUCCUAUCCUAUCAUAACUACUUCCAGGCAAACGCGAGGGCCUCGAGUUUCGAUUAGGGAUAAAGAGAGAACAGGCGCUUUUCGGGUCACGGCAAUUUGGCCAGGAUGCUAAUUUGAUGAAGGUAUUCUCGUUCUAGUAGUUCCAGUAGUUCGCGUCAAAAGAUACCUCAAGAAAAGGUAAAUGAAUGAAUGAGUGAAUGGUAUUAAAUCAUGCAUGGUAUUGACAUCAGUACUAGUGGCUCUACUAUUUGGUACGUCCCCUCCACGACUAGACAUCUAAACCUUUUUUUCCUUUCCCACCUCUCACCCCGCAGUCCCGACACGUUCAAGAUCUGAAUUCGAUUGAGCAGAUUGAGACGGGAAGAUUAGACCCAGGUGCCUGCAAGAAACGAGUUUUAGGCUAUCACGACAUGUACAUGCAAGUGGGCAGAGGGCCCAGUGAAAGGCUCAGGGCGAAUAGGUGCAGCUACUUCUUUAGUUUCUUCGAAAGAUGGACUCAAGAUUUAUAGUACGGGGUAGAAAUAGGCCCUAUCUAUCCUUGGAUGUAUCAAUCACGAUCUUUGUUUCAUUUUUGUCCGUGGAUUUGGUUGAUUGAUUCUCCAACUAAUCUUCCCACCAGUCCACCUCGUUUAAACCCGACAUUAAUGGAAAAGACACGACGAGAAUUGCGACCCGGAGAGGGCAGGCUUAGCAAUAUCGCAGAGUUGAGCAAAGUGGGAGGUACCUGAUGAAUUUUUGUUAAUUUUGAUUUUUAAAUUUACAGUCGUGGUCUUGUAUUUUCGGAUAAGAAUAUGAAUAUCUAUGAUCCUUGCAGAUGAUAUUCUUUUCCUACCACUCCAACCACCGCCACCACGACUAUCAGGUGAAAUCAAAGCUCUACGUGCUGAGAGGAAGUUUGUGGCCUUAGAGGUCUGACGAAGGCAAGUAGGCUGAGCCCACUGAUGAGCUCACUACCGGCUGAAUGUAAGUAGUAGAUAUAAGAACUGAGCCCACUGAUGAGCUCACUACCGGCUGAAUGUAAGUAGUAGAUGUAAGAACUUGGAUCAAAGGAUGACAGGUCCCCGCACAUGUCCCGAAAUAUGGGACACUUCCCCACUUCCUCCCCAUAAAAAGCAAACUACAUGGAAAUACCCUUUGGAUCCCGCUUCCAACAACAGGACAUGUGAAACAGAAAAGGAGUGAUUGACCUCAUUCGAAGACAUGAGAAAAAAUGCAAAGACGGAAAGGGAGAGAUGACGAAGAAGAAGAAACAGAAGAACAAAUAGCUCUCCCACACCAACCUCUUGUCAGGCAUAUCAAUCAGUGAACCAAUAAGUAACCAGACUGACUAUACUAGUCAAUGUUGAUUCUGUACGAUCAAGGGAGACGCAAUGAUGAUGAUGAUGAUGAUGUUGUAGUGUUUCUUUCUCAUGAAA